GCACCCAGAAGAGCCCGGAAAAGAGCAGAGGGUGGAGCCAGCUCCAACGUCUUCUCCAUGUUCGAUCAGUCCCAGAUCCAGGAGUUUAAAGAGGCUUUCACCAUCAUGGACCAGAACCGGGAUGGCUUCAUAGACAAGGAGGACCUGAGGGACACCUUUGCUGCCCUGGGCCGCAUCAAUGUAAAGAACGAGGAGCUGGAGGCCAUGGUGAAGGAGGCCCCCGGGCCCAUCAACUUCACCGUCUUCCUGACCAUGUUUGGGGAGAAGCUGAAGGGUACGGACCCGGAGGAGACCAUUCUCCACGCCUUCAAGGUGUUCGACACUGAAGGGAAAGGAUUCAUCAAGGCUGAUUUCAUCAAAGAGAAGCUCAUGACGCAGGCAGACCGCUUCAGCGAGGAGGAGAUCAAGCAGAUGUUUGCUGCUUUCCCGCCAGAUGUGUGUGGCAAUCUGGACUAUAGGAACCUGUGUUACGUCAUCACGCAUGGCGAAGAGAAGGAUUAA
This is a messenger RNA of Eubalaena glacialis (North Atlantic right whale), 501 nucleotides long. It is a transcript of the gene MYL10, whose product is annotated as myosin light chain 10. Bases 58 to 501 code for a protein of 147 amino acids. NCBI's taxonomy places the organism in Eukaryota, Metazoa, Chordata, Mammalia, Artiodactyla, Balaenidae. Gene Ontology annotation, molecular function: calcium ion binding. The record is from RefSeq and is a predicted model, not a curated record. The transcript is spliced from 6 exons. Gene Ontology annotation, cellular component: cytoplasm; mitochondrion.